This is a messenger RNA of Scomber japonicus (chub mackerel), 1533 nucleotides long. RefSeq names its product ANTXR cell adhesion molecule 2a (gene antxr2a). Gene Ontology annotation, cellular component: membrane. The record is from RefSeq and is a predicted model, not a curated record. NCBI's taxonomy places the organism in Eukaryota, Metazoa, Chordata, Actinopteri, Scombriformes, Scombridae. Gene Ontology annotation, molecular function: signaling receptor activity.
AUGUUGGAUAAGUUACCACACUGUUUCACCGCCGAGGAUGAACGUUUCCAGGGGAAGAGUCGGAGUCGGUGGACUUCUGCGGCGAUUGUUGUCAUUUUGCUGGGAUGUUUUGCUUCGUCUUGUUGGGCUAAUGAGGCAUCCUGUCUUGGAGCAUACGACCUCUACUUUGUUUUAGACAAGUCUGGAAGUGUCAAUGCUGACUGGGUCGAGAUUUACUCGUUUGUGAAGAACCUCACCGACAGAUUUGUGAGCCCCAGAAUGAGAGUCUCCUUCAUUGUCUUCUCAGCUAAUGCUGAAGUCCUGCUGCCUCUGACCGGAGACAGCUACGAGAUCGAUCAGGGUCUGGAGCGCCUGCGGAAAGUGAUUCCAGCAGGUGAAACGUACAUGCACGAGGGAAUGAAAAAGGCCGGAGAACAGAUAAAAGUUCAGACGUCCAAGUCCUCCAGCAUCAUCCUGGCGUUGACGGACGGAAAACUGGAAGUGUAUAUUCAUGAGCUCACGGUGCAAGAGGCUGAAAAGGCGAGGUCAUACGGCGCUCGUGUUUACUGUGUGGGCAUCAAAGACUUCGACGAGCAGCAGCUUGCUGACAUCGCGGACACCAAGGACCAAGUGUUUCCUGUUAAAGAUGGCUUCCAUGCACUUAAAGGCAUCGUCAAUUCUAUAUUAAAGCGAUCGUGCACGGAGAUCCUGAGCGUGGAGCCCUCCAGUGUCUGUGUGAACGAGACCUACGACCUCGUCCUCAGAGGGAACGGCUUCAGGCUCGGCAAGAGCAGCGAAGAAGUCCUCUGCAAAUUCAAAGUCGGACAGCAAACCUUCGAAAAUAAACCGAGCUAUGUGCGUAAUGAUUACCUGCUGUGUCCUGCACCUACACUCUAUGAAGUCGGACAGACUAUGGAGGUUCACAUCAGCUUAAACAAUGGACGAUCCUUCAUCCCCAGCCCUUACGCCAUCACUGCCUCCACAUGUUCGGAUGGUUGGGUGGUCUUCAUCGUCUUCCUGGUGCUGAUGGCUCUCGUGGCUUUGGCCCUCAUGUGGUGGUUCUGGCCUCUUUGCUGCACAGUGGUCAUCAGAGACCCACCGCCGCCUCCUCCACCUGCCCGUCCUCCACCACCUGAGCCGGAGCAACUGCCCAAGAAGAAGUGGCCAACUGUGGACGCCUCCUACUAUGGAGGAAGAGGAGCCGGAGGGAUCAAACGCAUGGAGGUGCGCUGGGGGGAGAAAGGCUCUACUGAGGAGGGGGCUCGACUGGAGAAGGCGAAGAAUGCUGUAGUGUCCAUACCAGAGGAAGUGGAGGAGCCGAUGAUCAAACGUUCCCCGAAGCCCGCCCCCGCCUAUCGCCCAACAGAGAACAAGUGGUACACUCCCAUCAAGGGUCGUCUCGAUGCUUUGUGGGCUUUGCUUCGGCGGCAGUACGAUCGGGUCUCCGUCAUGCGUCCCACCAAUGCAGACCAGGGUCGGUGUAUGAAUUUCAACCGUGUGCAGCGUUAGUAGAAGAGAGAGCGACGUCUUUGUUAGAGAGCCAACGUGUGCUGA